CGGAGGCCUCGGGCGGUUUGACUGGGUAUUCACAGAAGCUGCUUAAGGCCGUUGCGCAGCGUAGGGCGGCGACGGGGAUAGGCGGCUGCGCGGCGUUGGCGCACGGCACACACAGAGCGCAGCAGCGGCCGCAGCAGCAGGAGCCGCAGCAGCAGGAGCCCGGCACGGAGCGGCGGCAGCAGCGGGGACAAAGGGACUGAUCGGCGCGGCCGCGGGGGCUCCCGGCAGGAGGCAGCAGCUGCCGGCGCCGGAACCGGCGCGGGGGAGCGGCAGGAGGGUCCGGCCGCGUCGGCGGGUCCCAUGUGCCCUGGGCGCCCAGGGGAGCAGCCGCCGCCAGGGCUCUGAAGCCGGCUGAGGAGGAGCCGGGGCCGGGAGCUGCCGCCAUGGCCUGUGCCGCCGCCUGCGGCCGCCGCCCGCAUUGCAGCCGCCUCAGCGCGAGCCGCCGCCCGCUGCCCCUGCGGGCGCUAUGAGGAGCCGCGCCGGAGCCGUCGCCUCAUCCCCGCACUGAGGAGCCGGAGCGAGCGAGGGCGCCCGACCGCUUCACUCCCCCACUCCGCCCGCCGAGGAUCCCAGCGCCCGCGCCGAGUCCUCUUCCACGCUCGCCUUUGCCGUCGCCUCGCGGAGCAACGCGCAGAGCCGGAGAUCCUUCCGCCGGAGAAAAUAGUGCCAUCGCUGCCGCUGCUGCCUCCCUAAGAGGAGGGGGGUUGGGGGGAGAGAGAGAGAAGGAGAAAAACCAGCGAGGGAAGAAGAGGAGCUCGGCUGUAGCCUGCGCCCCAUGUGACUGGCUCCCAGGGUGGGGGCAGCAAGGCCUAGCAACCCCCACUGUUUCGCAGCCCGCAGCAGGAGCAGCAUCGGGGGGGGGGCUUGUGUGCUGGGUGGAGGCAGUUGUUGGACCCAGUGGUGGUGCUGGGAAGGAUGGUUUUAUAAACGAGGAGUGAAGAAGCCCUGAGAAGAGAGAUUCAGAGGGGGAGAGGGUUUCCCCUGAGGGGGAGGGGGCUGGAAUUUAAUGUUGCAUUUUUUAUCCCUCUCCACCUGAGAGGCACGCACACCAACCACCAGGAAGAGAAGAAGGCGAAAGGAAGAAAGGAGGAGAGGUGAUCAGAGGGAGAGAGAGAGAGACCAUGUCAGGGCGGCCCAGAACCACCUCCUUUGCAGAGAGCUGCAAACCAGUGCAGCAGCCUUCAGCAUUUGGCAGCAUGAAAGUUAGCAGAGACAAAGAUGGCAGCAAAGUGACUACAGUGGUGGCAACUCCUGGACAGGGUCCAGAUCGACCGCAAGAAGUUAGUUAUACAGACACCAAGGUUAUUGGAAACGGAUCUUUUGGUGUUGUGUAUCAAGCCAAACUCUGCGAUUCAGGAGAGCUUGUGGCCAUUAAGAAAGUUCUUCAGGACAAAAGAUUUAAGAACCGAGAGCUCCAGAUCAUGAGAAAGUUGGAUCACUGUAACAUUGUCCGAUUGCGAUACUUCUUCUACUCUAGCGGAGAGAAGAAAGACGAGGUGUACCUCAACUUGGUGCUGGACUACGUUCCUGAAACAGUAUACAGAGUUGCCAGACAUUAUAGCCGGGCCAAACAGACACUCCCUAUGAUCUAUGUCAAGUUGUACAUGUAUCAGCUGUUCCGGAGUUUAGCCUAUAUCCAUUCCUUUGGAAUCUGCCAUCGGGAUAUAAAACCACAGAACCUCUUGCUGGACCCUGAUACAGCUGUCCUAAAACUCUGUGACUUUGGAAGUGCAAAGCAGCUGGUUCGCGGAGAACCUAAUGUCUCAUACAUCUGCUCUCGGUACUACAGGGCACCAGAGUUGAUCUUUGGAGCCACCGAUUAUACCUCCAGUAUAGAUGUGUGGUCAGCAGGAUGUGUAUUGGCAGAACUGUUACUUGGACAACCAAUCUUUCCAGGCGACAGUGGUGUGGAUCAGUUGGUGGAAAUAAUCAAGGUCCUGGGAACGCCUACAAGGGAACAAAUUAGAGAAAUGAAUCCAAACUACACUGAAUUCAAAUUCCCUCAGAUUAAGGCACAUCCAUGGACUAAGGACUCGUCAGGAACAGGACAUUUCACCUCAGGAGUGCGGGUCUUCCGACCCCGCACUCCACCAGAAGCAAUCGCACUAUGUAGCCGUCUGCUGGAGUACACCCCCACUGCCCGCCUGACUCCCCUGGAAGCAUGUGCGCACUCUUUCUUCGAUGAACUACGGGACCCAAAUGUCAAACUACCGAAUGGGCGAGAGAAACCUGCACUCUUCAACUUCACCACUCAAGAACUGUCAAGUAACCCAUCUUUGGCUUCGAUCCUCAUCCCUGCUCAUGCUCGGAAUCAAGCAGCUGCUUCAACCCCUACAAAUGCUACAGCAGCCUCAGAUUCCUGUACAGGUGGGCUCAUGGUACUGAUGGGAGCUGGCUUUUCAGGAAGAUGUUAAUGCAGGAGAGCGAGGUCAGACCAAUAACGCAGCUUCAGCAUCAGCCUCCAACUCCACCUGAAGUGGUCCCACGCAAGCCAGCUGCACAGGAAAAAUCACCAGUAAUUUGAGUCUUGCUCAGCAACACUGGUCACAUUUGGAAAGAAAAUUAAAAGAGGAAAAAAACAAAACGAAACAAACCCUGUUCAUUUUAGUGUUCAAUUUUUUUAUUAUUAUUGUUGUUCUUAUUUAACCUUGUAAAAUAUCUAUAAAUACAAACCAGUUUCAUUGUAUUCUCACUCUGCGGGGUCUCCAGGGCAGGGGAAUAGGUGGGGGGGAGAAGGGAAAGUGGAGCAAUAGAACACACCAAUGUCUCUUCCCUUGACAAUCUCUUCGCAUGGAAAGUUUGCUGUUGUGUACUUCAGAACAAGGACUCUUGCCUCAUGCCCCCUCCCACAACAGAAAGAACGUCAUUCUCUGCUGACGUUGGUUUUUUUUUUUUUUUUUUUAAUAACCUCUUUUUUUAUUUUCCUUUGAAGUGAAGUUUCAGACUUUGGUGUAGUGCACAGCUUGAAUUUGGUUGGGAGCUUAGCCAGGAUCAUUCAACAGAGCGCAGUGUUUCUUGUAAGUGAAUCCAUAUCGAGGCUAUCUGAAGAACUGCCUUUGGCAUGGUCUGGGGGAUGGGGAGGUGAUAAGAUAAUAUGUAGGGCGGGGGGUGCUUACUGUAUGUCUAAACUUGGAACUGCUAGUGGAAGACUUACUUUAAAAAUUAGCGCUAGCAAGGGAGAAACCUGCAGCUUCAAUAUGGAAAAAAAGCCUAUCAAGUGGGAUAUAUAUGGAUAUAUAUUUAUAAUAUAUACACACACGCAUGUCAAACACACCUGGUUAGCUUUAUUGAAGCAGCUUGUUUGCCUAGUCUGAGCUCCUCCACCAAGUCUUGGACUUCUGUUUUGAAGAGAGCCAUGUAGUGCAAGAGAAGGGCCAGUCAGCUCUAAUCUCCAGCAGAGAGAAGAUGAUGAAUGGAAUCCCGCAGGAGGAGGGGGCAGGCAGAGUUUUGGGGCCUUUUGGAAAGUGGCCACUGUGAAAGCAUUUUUCAGUUUUUUGCUCUGAACGGGAUGCCCUUUCCCAAGAUGCACACAGGAAAAGGACACCAGGGUUUAUAAUGUGAACUGUAACAAUCUACUGGUUUAUUUGUAAUAUUUUUUACUGCAGUUUGAGCUUGCAGAUUGCCACGCUCUAUAGAUAGAUCUAAUUUUAAAUCCACAGCUAGAAUCUGUAUUUAAUUUCAUCAUUUUAACCUCCUGCUUUUUUAAUCUUUAUUUAUUGAUGCAUGUCAGAGUUGCCAUUAUGUUUUUACAUGGGUAGAAUAUUAAUAAAAUACACAUCAAAUGAUAUCAACAGUAACUUGUACCUGCUGACUUGAGGGGAAGCUGACGACAUAAGUGUGUGUAUAUAAUAUAAAUAGAUACAGUACUGCUUUUUGAGUUUUAUUUUGUCUACAGUCUUUAAAUGGUCUGAUUGAAGCAUAAGAUGAAUGUUUGUUUCCAGUCUGAGUUUAAGGGUUUUUUUUCCUGUAGUGGUGAAUGGUGUUAGAAUCAAAGUCUCCAUUUCUGAAGUUAAAGCAAUAUUCCUUGGGAGAAGUCAGUUGAGCAGCAGGAAGAGUUGCAGCUGCAAUGCAGAAAUAGACUUUUGAGGCCUGGUCUGUCUCAUCGUUGAGGCUGAUGUCCCUGUGGGCCUUACACACGUUCAGAGAAACCUUAGUCGCCUGGUGCUUAUGGGCUGUUACUUGACCUGUGGAUCUUUAAGGCACAAUAAAUUGUUUCUUACAUUUACAGACUUUUAUGUGUGGCCCAGGAGUAGCCAGCAGUAGCGGCUAACUAAACGCAGUCACUGCAGGGUGGCAGGAGGUUUGUUUAUGAACUCAGUACAUUUCCUGUCCAUGUGCUUCAUGUUUGCCCGUUUGUGAGAUUUUUUUGAAGGAAUGUUUCUUAGCAGCCGUAGAGGUCCCUCUGUCCUGUCUGCUAAACAACGGCUGUCUGGGAGGGGAGUUGUUUGCACAGAUGAGUGGAUACCUGGAAAGAGAAUGGCUAAUCCACCUUAGUUAUGUCCCUCAUUAUUUAGUGAAACUGUGGGCAACAGAAAAGAUUUUUUAAGCAGCUCUAGGCUGAUUACAGCUGAAGAGAAGGGAAACCAUGUUUUUUAAUUGAACAAAAACACCCCCUGCACUUGUAAUAAAUAACUGAAGCCUGAAAGGAGUGUUAAUGCAAGCAAUGAGCCAGUGAGUGCCAUGAAUGAUGGACUAGAGCCUGACAUGAUCAAAUGUCCGGAGAGAUUUUAGAAGACUUGAAAAGCUGGGGACAGUAGCAGUGACUGGAUCUGCUGUAUAGACAAGACAGCUGGAAGGCUGGGCAAAGACAUUUACUCUGGACUUGGGGACAGUAAAUUACCAAGUUGAUAAAAAUCGCUGCUUGUUUCAGGUGGUUGGUAGAGGAGAAGAGUAAAGAGCUUUUCUCUCAUUCUUUUAGUUCUACUUCACGAUGGUGCAAGUGUGUGUCUGUGUAGGCUGGCGUCUCUGACUUUUUUUCAAGGAUCAUGGCAGGAUCACAAAUGCUUUUUGUACAUGUUCGAUCCAGGCCUUUGAAUCACAUUUUUUUUUUUUUUUUUUUUUUUUAAAUAAGGGUAUGGGGGGAGCUCCUCACCAAAUUCAAGCUUGUACAUUAUUUUUGAUUGUUUUUAAAUUUUGAGUUUUAUUGUUUUGUAUGUAAAUAUGUGGACCCAGGAACUGUUAUUAAUGAGCAAAAAGUUACCGUUCAGGGCAGUGAUUCUGUUUAAUAAUCAGACAAAAUGUAGACGAGCUUUUUAAAGCCAUAUAGUUUUAACUCUGUACAGUAGGUACCGGCCUGUAUUAUUGUAACAAUAACUCUAGCGAUGUAUAGUGUAUCUAUAUAGUUUGGAGUGCCUUCGCUUCCAUGAUUUUUUUAAUUUUAUUUCCCUUUUUUUGUCCUUUUUAACAGCUGUAGCCCAGACAAAAUGGCAUCUUUGCUCCCCUGCUUUCUCACCCUUUGGAGUGCUUGUAAGGUUUCAGUGAUACCAUGGUCCGUAGUGGAACGAAAGGAAAUUGUGUUUGUGAAUCAUUUCAUUCAAGCCAUGGCUUUGCUCUGGAUGUUCUAAAGUUGCCCACGCCACUGCCCCCCAAUAGCAAUGACUGGUUUCAUUUGACACCUGCCCACUUGGCACCUAGUAGCUAGAUUAGACUUUGCACGUCUCUCCCUAUUCCUUCUGUCCAGAGGUCUUGUGGAGCCUUUGGUUUUUUGUCUCUCCCUUCACUGUGUUAAAGAGAGAGCAAAUUGGGCUUUUACAAACAGAAAAGAUAUUUAAAAAUCCCCCUAGUAUUCUACACUGAGAGCCAGACAGCCUGCAGGAUAGCUGCGGUGCUCUGGGGCCAUUACUGUAGGACACUAUAGCAUCUUUGUAUUAAGGGAAUUUCCUGUUCCUGUUUCUGCUGUUCCCCAGCCCCUCCCCUGCCAGUUUGUUUUCUUAAGACAAUAACUUUAAUGUUAUUCUUGAUUUCUUGUGCCCAGCACGAAGGCCUUGUUUUUAAAACUAGUUCACUUGUGUUUUCUACCUUGUUAGUAUUCCACAUAAGAUUGUCUUGAAUGGGAAAACACUUAACUCUUUACCAAACCAAAGGUUGCUGGUUUUUUUGUUUGUUUUGGUUUUUUGUUUGUUUUGGUUUUUGUUUUUAUCCAUCUCGUGUCCAUUCCAGUGAGGCAGAGGCUGCACUUUCUUUCUGGUGACAGGAAGGUCAGUGAUGUCAAUUUGUUUUUGACAGUCCACUCGGAAUUGUUACUAGCUUGCUUUUUUUUUUUUUUUUUUUUUAUUUUAUUUUGGCUUGUUUUUAAUGAAGUAUGGUCUUGAUCUGUCAUUUUGUCUACUCUGCAAUUGCAUAUGUUUCUGAGAUGGAAUGAAUUACAUUCUCUGUGUCCCCUGGUGGACGUCAAUCAAGACACUGGUAUUUUAAUUUCAAACUUAGCUACCUUUUUAAGGAAAAAAAUUAAUGAUGGUCGUUUACCUAUAAAUUUAAAAAAAAAAAACAAAAAAAAAUGGCUGAUCCAAGAUCCCAGUUCACUUUUCUAGUUGUUUUAAACCAAGUUUUAUCUCAAUAACGGCAGAUGCCUGCAGUUUGCAACGAGAGAUCAUUUUACAUUUUUCCAGACUUGUUAUGCUUAAAAAAAAAAACAAUUACCAGUAAACUUUUCUCUAUUAGAAAUCUCAGCUACUGAAGGUUAAAAAAAAAAAAAAAAACUACACAAGCUAUAAAAGCACAGUGGAGUAUUCGACCCAGGAGCUACUUUUCUGAGACUAUAAAAAGGCAUCUUUGGGGUUCCCAUUAUUUCCACAGGGGUUUUAGUCAGUUUUUGUUCAUGGAAUUUGUUUCAUUUUGCAACACUGCAAUAACAGCAAAACAACAGAAAAGUAAAACUAAAAAAACAGUACCUAGGGGGUUAGCUUGAGAAAAGUAGCGUCCUUGUGGUGUUCUUCCUCAAUUUUAUAUAUAUAUAUAUUUAUAUAUAUAAAUUUGCUUGCCUGUAAAAAUUUGCGUUCAUUAAUGUGUUGCUGACGGAUCACUUGGGCCUGUACACACACAAAUUAGCCUGACCGCUUCCAUCUUAAAAACAGAAAUCUACAAAAAAAUAAAUAUAUAUAUUAAGGACUGUGGGUUGUAUACAAACUAUUGCAUACACUUGUGCAAAUCUGUCUUGAUUUAAAGGAAAAGCAAAACCUGUAUAACUAUUACUACUUGAAUGCCUCUGUGACUGAAUUUUUUUUCAUUUUAAAUAUAAACUUUUUUUGUGGAAAGUAUGCUUAAUGUUUUAUUAUUUCCCCAGCCCCUCCGACCCCCUUGUAAAUACAUUUUGUUCUGUGUGACUCGGUUCGGAAAUAGUUAACUGGUACUGUAAUUUGCAUUAAAUAAAAAGUAGGUUAGCCUGGAAAUUAAAUUUAAAAAUGCAAAGUGUGUGGUCUUUAUUUCAAAACCCUGGUUUUUCUCUCCUCCUCUUCCUGCUCCACCCCAUUCCUGACCCCACACCUCUUUCCACCCCCACCCCCCCCAAAAUAGGUGGACAUGACUCUUUGUAAUAAUUAAAAUUAAAAUAAGCAUGUUUUCUUAAAUGAUCUGUGUUAUUCCAUGAUACUUUCCCAAGAGAUGCCAGCUUCUGUCUAUGAUUCCGUUUGGUUUGAUGGAGCGAGGAACCCCGUGGCAGUGCAGCUAAAAAAAACAAACAAAAAACGUUACCCUCCACCUAUAGGGGCAAGCUAAGAACCUGUGUAAAUUGCUGGCUUUGAAUACCGCACUCAUCUUUUUUUAUUUGAUCCCAUUAGUAAUGUUAUUUGGUGGUGAUCUGUAAAGUUUGUCAAGACCACAUCCAGUGGGGCUGUUCCUCCAACAAAUCAGCACGUUGCUAUCUCUGAGUUGGGUUUUCCAGUACUGGAUAAUGUAUGUAUUAAACAUGACUUGUCUAUUAGCGCAACAACAAAAAUCCUUUUUGGGCUGGCUGACCUGGCCACAUCCGUUCUGUCGCUAUCCUAAAGUCUAGAUGCAAGGUCAUGUGACUGCUGCUUCAAUAAAAACAAAUUUAUAUUGCAAA
Caretta caretta (loggerhead turtle) is the source of this 8041-nucleotide messenger RNA. It is a transcript of the gene GSK3B, whose product is annotated as glycogen synthase kinase 3 beta. Gene Ontology annotation, molecular function: beta-catenin binding; ATP binding; tau-protein kinase activity. NCBI's taxonomy places the organism in Eukaryota, Metazoa, Chordata, Testudines, Cheloniidae. Gene Ontology annotation, cellular component: glutamatergic synapse; cytoplasm; cytosol. Gene Ontology annotation, biological process: regulation of microtubule cytoskeleton organization; regulation of neuron projection development; negative regulation of canonical Wnt signaling pathway. The record is from RefSeq and is a predicted model, not a curated record.